ACUUCCUCCUUAGGCAAAAAUACGUUUCAAACACGCAUUUUCUAAAUCAAUGUAAUGUGUCUUUUUUUCGGAGCAUGCAGUUGAUAUUGCUAAGGAUGUAAUUAAAUACAAUUUGUCACAAGAAGAAUGAAUGUUCCACGGAACCACCAAUCGAUCGUUUCCUUACGUAGAGUAUUGUCUUAUUACGAGGGGAUUGUAAUUUACUGGCCUCAUUUACGCUCAGUAGUUCUUAUAGAAAUGUGGAUAAAAAAAGUGUAGUCAUCUUGUUAAAAAUUUCUGUGUAAUGUAUCGUUUCAAUAAUUAUGAAAACAAUGCUGUUAAAUCAAAUUAGGAGGACUGUGCUUACCUGCAACUUCGGCAAGGAUAAUAGGAUAUGAUAUUUGUUCCAAAUACUAAUAAAUUGUGUUCCAAAUAUACGUUCCGUUAUAACCAAGUGCGAAAAUGAGUUAGAAUAAUGGGAUGUACUGUUGGUAAAGUUGAAAAUAUUAAGACGUCGAUAAAAGCGGGGAAAAGAGCUGACCACAUUGGAAUUAUUCCACACCUAACUGACGAUCAAAAAGUUAUUAUACAGAACAACUGGCAGACUUUAAAAUUGCACAUCGCAAAUAUAGGAGUAAUUACUUACACAAGCAUGUUUGAGAGUCAGCCUCAGUUAAUAGUGACAUUUGGGCAAUUUAAAGGAAAAAAUAUAUCCGCGUUGCGAGAAUCCGGGUUGCUACAACAGCAUGCCCUCAGGGUAAUGGCAACUAUAGAUAAAUGUAUCACACGCCUCAACCAACCGUCGAACAUGAUUUACAUCCUUCGUGAAGUGGGAUACCAUCAUAAGAUGUACAAAGUUCAACCAGGUGACAUACAGAUAAUAUUACCACACUUUCUGAGUGCAAUGAAACCGUACAUUCAAGAAAAUUGGUGCGAGGAGUUGGAAGCUGCAUGGAUAACGUUUCUUUCACUCAUUUUCUAUCAUAUGAGAGAGGGCAUGCAACAAACUGGUACUGAAGCACAAAUUGUAGAAACAAAAACUAUAGAUACUUAGAUAAAGAUAUUGGAAGAGGAAGAGGGCCUACCUUAAGAGGAAUGUAGCAACGGGAGUUAAAGUUUAACAUAUUUGCUAUUUGUUACAGUUCUUAAUUAAUAUAUAAAUGAUUAAAUGGUAUAAUUGUAAAAAGAACUAACAGUCGUUCUGAGACAUUGAGCACGCGUAUGACUCUAUACAAAAUAACAUGCUGGAAUACAACACCCAAUCCAGGAGAUGUGCAUAUCCAAUUGUGAUAGCCAGAGUUGUCUUUGAAUUUAAUAUUAAAAUGCUUAUGGUAUUUCCUACACAAUUUAGGGAACAAACGGUAAAAGAAUGGUACCUUAUUUAUCAUGUUGUAACUAGCAACAUAUUGAAACUUUUUAUAGUGCUAUAUAUUAAAAGGAGAUACCAAUGUCAGACUCAGUCGUGAUAAUCGAAGACAGUUUAAUGAAAAAGAUGGAGUCUUUGUUUCUCAACAAAUUGUCUGACCUCCUGGUGACCAUUUUCCUCUAGACUUACAUAUAAUCGAACUGUCAAUGAAAUCCCAUCCUUUUAGGAGACAAAAACGAUUGUAUAUUGAUUGUGCUUAAACUGAUUAUGCCUGAUAUAGAAGGAGCAACUUCUCUCACAUUGGUAAUUUUGUGACAGUUACAUCACGUAAUAUUGUUACCAAAAUUGUCUUUUUCUUGCUGACAUAAUUCGAUUAAGUAACUCCAAAAAUCCGUUAUUCCUGAAAGUGUUUCUAAUUGAGUGAAACACAAAUAUAGCAACAGGGUAUGAUAUAUUGUUCACAGCGGUUGUUCUAAUUACAUUCAGUAACAUUCUUUCAGUAGCAUUACAGAUGAACUUCUGAUUAACAUCAUAGCAUAAAAUGAACACAUUUAAGUCAAUUGCUGACUAAAAUCAAUUUAAAAAUAAAUUAUAGAAAAUUGUAGAAAAUGUCUGAGUGAGAAAAUACUCGGCUGGGGUGUUAUUUCUUUGUAAAGCUUUGAUAAAAUAGCAAAAUGUCAACGAAUUCAAACUAUGCCAUCUCAUAGAUUUAGUAAUUUUACCACUUCAGUCUAUUUAAGCAUAGUCUAAAAAUACAGUAAAAUGUUUAGAAUAUACAUUCUAGCGAAAAACGAAAAGCAAAAAAGUCCUUGUCCUGUCCUAUCGAAAAUGAGGGUGAUAUUUAAGACAUAGUUUUACAUCAUAUCAUUUUUUAAUAAAAUGCUUUCUUGUUGCUUUUUUAGUAUUCUUGCAUAAAAUCUACUUUUUACUUGAUCCGCCCAUGUAUUAACGGGAGAAAAAUCGUGUGCAAACAAGGCAAUUCACGUGCUGUUAAUACAUGAUUUUUAUUUUUGAAAUGCUUUGUCAGGGAUGUAUAUAUGUAUUUCUGCGCAGAUUGACAUCUGGUAUCUGCGUCUUGAUUCUUCCAUAAUAUUCUCUUCUCAUAAAAGAUGCAAUCUAAUCCAUAGUAUGUUUUGCUGUAUCAGUUACCAAAACGAAACGCACUACCCCCAAAAAUGUACGUACUCGCUCCACCCUUGUUUACACCCCCUUUUAGAAGCCGGAGUCGAUUCAUUUUUUGUUGAUAACCGUGAAUGUAUAAGAACUGCGUGUAACUUGCGCGAUUGUUUGUUUUAAGGAAUCAUUUUAAUGAUUUUUGUAAGUAUCAGUCGGAUUGUUUUUAUCUAAUUUUGCGAAGAAUUCCGAUAAAACUUUUUGAAAGCUUGUCACUACGUUCGUUCUCAUCCGUACUCUAAAUGUGUACUUACUCAAAAUAAUUCGAAUGUAAAGUUAUUAUUCUUAAAUUUGUGUUCCUGUUAAUCAAAUUUUUAAUUUAUAUGUACAAUUAUGGGUAAUGUAACGUAUGUAGUAACUAGAAAUAAAAAUUAGAAGCUCAAAAACCUUCAAAUCACACUUUUGGUAGUGCUGUUGAUAUGUGUGUCCCGGUUAUGGAUAUUUAAAACAUGUUUACCGUUUCCAAGAACAACCGGAUGGUAACAAAAACGUACCGGAAUCGUAAAGUC
This is a messenger RNA of Mercenaria mercenaria, 3027 nucleotides long. RefSeq lists its product as uncharacterized. NCBI's taxonomy places the organism in Eukaryota, Metazoa, Mollusca, Bivalvia, Venerida, Veneridae. Gene Ontology annotation, molecular function: heme binding; oxygen binding. Bases 455 to 1033 code for a protein of 192 amino acids. The transcript has 3 exons. The record is from RefSeq and is a predicted model, not a curated record.